Molecule: messenger RNA, 684 nt
Organism: Onthophagus taurus
Lineage: Eukaryota; Metazoa; Arthropoda; Insecta; Coleoptera; Scarabaeidae
Source: RefSeq, a predicted model, not a curated record
AGUAGUACACGUGCUCGCAAACGAGCAAGAGAGUGGUGCUUUGGUCAGUAAGUGAAGGUGGUACGCGAUUAGUUUCAGUUUCCGUACAUAUCAAACAAUGGAAUCGAAAAAUUUCGCGCCAGCAAACAAUUCUAAUCAGAAUUCAAUCAUAUCCGCAGAACUCGAACAGAGUUGGCAUAUACCAAGACCAACACUAGCUCGACCCUCAAAAAGUAGUCAAGGAUCCUUAUCCAGUAAAAACAGUACUCAAAGCGCAAGGUCCGGAUCUUUAUUAUUAACGGCAGCGAAUUUAGCGCAAAUUCAUAACGAUGAGAUUCAAAAUUCAACGAAAGAAGACAAUCUCAGACUGUACUUGGAACGACACGGACACGAUAAUCCGUUAUUUUCGUUGGAUUCUCAAGAUCGGUUGAAAAAACCCGACCCGGAUAGUGUGUCAGUUGCCAGUUCGAUGCAUUUUACGGUAAUUAAUGUCGAUACGAGACCGGCGGUUAAACCAAGAAGUUUUUGCAAAAAACAUCGACUGAGCGUUCUUGUACUGACGAUGUCUGCCCUCAUUACCUUAGGCAUUUUAGGAGGUAUUCUGUUUAUGGAGAUGAGAGCCAGAAGACAACAGUACUGAUGACACAGCCAUGAAGCACGUACAAAACAACCAGUAUAUUUAAUUAAAUUUUUAUAAGUAGUAAA